Molecule: messenger RNA, 3661 nt
Organism: Blepharisma stoltei
Lineage: Eukaryota; Ciliophora; Heterotrichea; Heterotrichida; Blepharismidae
Source: the annotation of a GenBank genome assembly
AUGAGUGAGUACAAAGAACUUAAGGACGAUAAAGAGGAGGAGAAGAAGAAUAAUCCUAACAGGCUUACCGCUCAACAACUGGCCGAUAUAAACACCGGCGAAGAAGGCUUAAACAGAAAUGAAUGGAAAAUAAGGUUUGACAGAGACGGCCCAAAUGAGCUUCCAGAGAAAAAGGUCAACCCAAUUCUUAAGUUUUUAUCAUAUUACUGGGGUCCUAUGCCAGUUAUGAUUUGGUGCGCCAUCAUCAUAGAGACGAUUCGUCUCUCACUGAUUGAUGCAGUCGUGCUUUUAAUUUUGCAGUUCUUCAAUGGCUUUGUAGGUUGGUAUGAAGAGAAAAAUGCUGGAAACGCAAUUGAAGCCUUGAAGAAAAACCUGGCGCCCAGGGCGAAGGUGAAAAGAGAAGGGAAAUGGGAGACUAUUGCUGCUAGAGAACUUGUACAAGGGGAUAGGAUUAACAUCAAGCUUGGAGACAUUAUCCCAGCUGAUUCCAUUUUAGGGCCUGGAUAUGCAGAAAUUGACCAGUCCGCACUGACUGGGGAAAGUUUGGCAGUCACUAGAUAUGAAGGAGAAACAGUCUACCAAGGUUCAGUCUGCAAAAGAGGGGACUUAGAAGCCAUCGUCAUUGCAACAGGUCCAAGGACUUUCUUUGGCAAAACCUCAACUUUGGUCGGACAAGUCAACCAGAAAGGAAACUUCCAAAGAGUCAUAUUGAAAGUCACAGGGAUUCUUAUGAUCGUCUCAUUCGUCUUAGUCGCUAUUAUCAUGAUUGUGGUGCUUACUAAAGGAAAUGAUUUCUUAGUGACCCUCUCCAUUUGUGUCGUCAUCUUGGUCGCUUCGAUUCCGAUCGCCACACAAGUCGUCUGCACUGCUACUAUGGCUGUAGGUGCCCACGCAUUGGCUCAGAGGCAGGCUAUUGUGUGCAAGCUAAGCUCUAUUGAAGAGUUGGCCGGCAUGCAAAUUCUUUGCAGUGAUAAGACUGGAACUCUGACCAAAAACGAGCUGACAGUCCAACAGCCAAUGAUGCUUAAGAACUAUACAAUUGAAGACAUCUUCCUUGCAGCUGGACUUGCAUGCAAAAGAGAAGUCGGGUCCCAAGACGCCAUUGAUAAAUGUGUCAGUGAAUACGCAAUCCAAAAAUGCAGAAUCAGCUUCCAAGGCUACGAAGAAGAAGACUUCAUCCCAUUCGACCCUAAGAACAAAAGGACUGAAGCUACAGUUAGAAACACAAAAACUGGAGAAACUUUCAAAUGUGCCAAAGGAGCUCCACAAGUUAUUUUGGCUAUGAGCAAAGACCCAAGCAUUGAAGAAGAAGUCACUAGGUUUGUAGAAGAGCUUGCUCAGCGUGGAUAUAGAACACUUGGAGUAUCAAGGACCAAUGCCCAAGGAGCUUGGAUCAUGCUUGGACUAAUUCCUCUUUAUGAUCCUCCUAGAGACGAUACCAAAGAAACCAUCCACAAAGCUAUACAAAUGGAAGUCAAGGUAAAAAUGAUCACUGGCGACCAAAUUGCCAUUGCAAAAGAAACUGCAAAACUCCUUAACCUUGGAGACAAAAUCUAUAACUCAGAUCUUCUCAGUGAAGACUCUUCAGCUGUACAACGUGAACUAUUGGACACUUUGGUUGAGGAAGCUGACGGCUUUGCUGAAGUUUUCCCUGAACACAAGUUCGGUAUUGUCAAGAUUUUACAAGACAAAGGCCACAGAGUUGGUAUGACAGGAGAUGGUGUCAAUGAUGCCCCAGCCCUUAAAAAGGCUGAUGUGGGUAUUGCUGUUGAUGGAGCUACUGAUGCUGCAAGAGCUGCUGCCGAUAUUGUCCUUACAAGCCCAGGUCUUUCUGUCAUUAUUGAAGCUAUUUAUAGAGCUCGUAAAAUCUUCCAAAGAAUGAACAAUUACUGCAUUUACAGAGUUGCCUGUACAGUUCAAUUGCUGCUUUUCUUCUUUAUCACAAUGUGCUCAGUGAACCCUGACAGCGAUUUUACUUGCCACUAUCAUGAUGAUAAGGACGCUUGCAAGCACAUUCCUAAUACCUUUAGAGAAAUAAAUGGUGAUUUUGAUAGAAAUUGAGCUCCUAGACGCACUCCUAUGUAGCUGGUAGGGCCCAUCCUGAUAAAGCUGAAAACAGGGUUCUGUCCUUUUUUGAAGUAGGCCAUCAGGCACAGAGAUUAUUUGCUGAAGAGGGAAGUUUUGUAUCUCCCUCAAAGGUUUUUUUUGAGCCUGCCAGAUGGACUAGACAGUUUUACCUACCACAUGGUCUUUCCUUGUCGUAACCAUCGGGGUACUUUACAGACGGUGGCUCCGCCAUAGGGAGCUUAUCCCUUGGACAGGUGGAAAUCCAAAACAGCAGCCUCUGAUUUAUCCAUUUCGUUUCUCGGGAUGUUGGAGGAGGCUAUUUUGGAGCUGAGACAAGGCAAAGUUAUUGGGCUUGACCGCUUAUGGUCAGUUAAUCGUUUAAGUUUAAGUUAACACCUUUAAGAAAUAAAAUGGAGAAGUUGACGUAAAUCGGACUUCGAGACGAACUCCCUAUGCCUAUGAAGCAGGUUGAGGAAGAUGAAAACAGGACCUUUGCCCCUUUUUAAGUAAGCCUUCAGGCUUGAGGAUGCCUUACUGAGAGGGAGCUUUUUUCUUCCGAAGGUUUUCCUGCCUCUCUGAGAUGGGCUAGGCAGAUUUGACUCCCACAUGGUCUUCUAUCAUUGAUACCAUUGGCACUCUACAGAUGGUGACUCUGCCCUGGAAAGCAGAUCCCAUGGACAGGGUUUCAGGUCAGAAAUCCAAAAUAUCGCCAUUCUGGAGUCAAGGUUGGCGACGGCUAUGGGCUACCCACUUAUGGCCAGCAUAGCCUGUUAAUUUAUUUAAUUUUUAACACCUUUACACUCCCAGUCAUUGCCAUCGUGCUGAUUACAGUCCUCAAUGACGGUACCAUCGUAUCCAUUGCAUAUGACAGAGUAACUGUCUCAAAGAAGCCAGAACGAUGGAAUUUAAGCUUAAUGUUCUUUAACGCUAUCACCUGCGGAGGAAUUGCUUUGGUGUCUUCAAUUAUUUUGUUAUUGACAAGCUUAGAUAACUUGGAUACCAGAGACGCCGAUCCAUUUUAUAAUGCUUUCAAUAUCGGAGUCUUCAAGUAUGGAGAAGUGCUGACUGCAAUUUACAUGAAGGUUGCACUGUCUGAUUUCUUGACCUUGUUCGCAGCAAGAACUAACAGCUGGUUCUGGACAAGAAAGCCAGGAAAUAUUUUAUUGUUUGCCUUUGUGUUUGCAACAUUAUGUGCUACUUUCUUUUCAACUUAUUGGUUCUUGAACUUCAGCAACGGAGAUUCUGGAAAUAUUCCUGACAUGAAGCCAAUUUCUUGGAAGCUUGCUGGAUUUAUUUGGGGAUUCGAUAUUAUUUUCUUCAUUCUUCAAGAUAUAGUUAAGGUGUAUCAGUUGAAGUUCUUUGAUUAUUACUAUAGCCUCCAAGGAAAAGAUACUGGAUACUCUGGAGCUGUGCUGACUGAUACAUUCUUAUUUCCCUAGCGUAAAAUUUUUAUAAAAAAUUAUUUUUUUUUUAUUAAAUAAAAAUUAUUUUUUAUUUUUGAAGGGAAAAGUUAGUCUUCACUGGAGUAACCGAUGGUAGAGAAAAUAAAAGAUCAAUUGUUACUAGAAGAUCAAUGGCAGCAGCCGGAGUUUAA